This is a messenger RNA of Rhipicephalus sanguineus (brown dog tick), 827 nucleotides long. Its product is annotated as E3 ubiquitin-protein ligase siah2-like. NCBI's taxonomy places the organism in Eukaryota, Metazoa, Arthropoda, Arachnida, Ixodida, Ixodidae. Gene Ontology annotation, biological process: multicellular organism development; proteasome-mediated ubiquitin-dependent protein catabolic process. The transcript is spliced from 4 exons. The record is from RefSeq and is a predicted model, not a curated record. Gene Ontology annotation, molecular function: ubiquitin conjugating enzyme binding; ubiquitin protein ligase activity; zinc ion binding. Bases 39 to 827 code for a protein of 262 amino acids. Gene Ontology annotation, cellular component: cytoplasm.
UGGACAGCACGGGCCCUGUGGCCGACGUAUUCACCACGAUGCCGGCACAGACGACCACGACGAUUACGUCGGUUGCAGGCUUGAGAAGUCUGUUGGAAUGCCCGGUGUGCGGAGACUACGCGGAACCGCCCAUCCUGCAGUGCCACAACGGCCAUCACCUGUGCACGCGCUGCCGUCAAAGGGUGGCCCGUUGCCCAGUCUGCCGCGCGGCGAAAGACACGAAUAGGAACCUGGCCUUAGACCACCUGGCGGAGAUGAAUCUCUUCCAUUGCAAGUACCACUCCCUGGGUUGCUCAGCCUCUCUCACGAUAGCAGCCAAGCAGAAGCACGAUAUGUCGUGCGAAUACGGGCCGUGUUCCUGUGUGCUGGGAGCGGAGCACUGCAGUUGGAGAGGACGGCCAGAAAAGCUCGUCGACCACAUUCUUGGCACGCACGGCUUCAUUACAAGAUUGGAAGGAGAGAGCGUGUGCGUCACGGCAACAAGCUUCGACUUCGUGCAGAACUUCACCUGGUACUCGAUUCAGACGUGCCACAACCGAGACUUCCUCGUGAUGCUCAAGAAGACCAGCGAAAGUCCCUCCUGCAAGCACUUCUUCGGUGUUGUUCUGCUUGUGGGGUCGAGCAAGGAGGCGCGGCAUUUUCUUUACCGGCUGCAGUUUUGUGGACCCGAUCACCGCCUUACCUGGGAGGCCAGGAUGAAAGGCAUUCACACACUGGCCGAGAGUGUCCAGAGCGGAGACGGGCUGAUCUUUAUGCUGAGCACGGCCCGGCGCCUCUGCAAUGGCGGCGAUCUCAAAAUGAAUGUCACCAUCAGUUCCACCAUAUAG